Canariomyces notabilis is the source of this 2781-nucleotide messenger RNA. Its product is annotated as zincin. Gene Ontology annotation, molecular function: metalloendopeptidase activity; calcium ion binding. The record is from RefSeq and is a predicted model, not a curated record. The coding region runs from base 1 to 2781 and encodes 926 amino acids. Lineage: Eukaryota; Fungi; Ascomycota; Sordariomycetes; Sordariales; Chaetomiaceae. The transcript has 6 exons. Gene Ontology annotation, biological process: peptide metabolic process; proteolysis. Gene Ontology annotation, cellular component: mitochondrial intermembrane space.
AUGGCUUCUAACCAGUACGACUCGCAGGCCUCGACGAACUACAAGGAGGCGUUUUCGCUUUUCGACAAGCGCGGCAAUGGCCGCGUCGCACUCGAGAGCCUCGGCGACCUGCUUCGCGCCUGUGGUCAGAACCCGACCCUGGCCGAGAUCCGUGACUUAGAGAAGAGUGUUGGGGGCGACUUUGACUUCGAGAUGUUCCAACGAGUACUGAACCGGCCCGGCGGUUUCCGCGACCCCGGCGAGCCAGAGGAAUACUGCCGUGGCUUCCAGGUGUUUGACAAGGACAUGACGGGCUUCAUCGGUGUCGGCCAGCUGAAGUACAUCCUCACCAACCUCGGUGAGAAGAUGACCGAAGAAGAGGUGGACGAGCUCCUCAAGGCCGUUGACACAAGCUCCGGUCAGGAUGAGAUGUUGAACUUCGAGGCGCCAACAAGACGUAGUGUAGAAGCCGCUGACAGUCUGGACGCAUCCUGGAGUCCCCGACUACAACAGAAACCCCUUGGAGGCGGCUACGGUGCUCUCUCGACCAGCCCAGCGCUGGGUACUCUGACAUUCUCGUCUCCAGCUUCUUUCAUAACUCGCCCGCCCUCCAUCGAUAUGGCCAAGUACGCCAACCCCCCGCAGCCCCCGCCCCUCUUCACGGGCACCAAGGAGAGCAUCGUGGCCGACGCCAAGGCCCUAUGCGACAGAACUCGCUCCCUCCUGGACUCGCUCGUGGCCAACAUCAAGCCGGACGAUGACCCGGCCGCGGCUACCUUUGACUCGGUCGUCCGGCCACAGGCUGAGGAUGAGAACCAAAGCUCCCUCAGCGCCCGCAUCCUGGGCUUCUACCAAUAUGUCAGCGGGGACAGCGCCCUACGCGACGCGAGCACCGAAGCCGAGAAGAUCAUGGAUGAGUUCGGUAUCGAGUGCAGCAUGCGCGAGGACGUCUUCCGCCUGGUCGAUGCCGUGUACAAGAAGUCGGGGCUUGCAGAGAGCUUGGAGAAGGACCGGGAGCGUUUGAUCGAUGCUUCCAUGGCCAAGACCGCUGGCCUGGAGGAUGUCGAGAGUGCGCGGCUCUUGGAGAAGGAGCGGAAGAGCUACAUCAGGAACGGUCUUGGCCUGCCAGAGGGCCCGCAGCGGGAUCGGUUCAAGGAGAUCAAGAAGAGGCUGAGCCAGAUCCAAAUUGAGUUCCAAAAGAACCUCAACGAGGAAAACAAUGGCAUCUGGUUUACCAAGGAGGACCUCGACGGCGUCCCCCAGGAUGUUCUGGACACCUUGGAGAAGGGCACUGGGGAGAACGAGGGCAAGCUGCGGCUAACCUUCAAGUACCCGGAUCUCUUCCCCACGCUCAAGUUUGCGAAGAAUCCAGAGACUCGCAGGAGAGUGUUCAUCGAAAACGAAAACAAGUGCAACCAAAACGUUCCCCUGUUCAAGGAAGCCAUCCUUCUUCGUGAUGAGGCUGCUCGCUUGCUCGGCUAUCCUGACCAUGCCUCUUUCCGUAUUGAGGACAAGAUGGCCAAGACGCCAAAAACCGUGCUCGAUUUCCUUGGAGACCUCAAGCAGCGACUGGCCGCCGGCGGCGAAAAGGAGAUUGAACAUCUCCUCCAACUGAAGAAGAAGGAUCACGAGGCCCGCAAUUUGCCAUUUGAUGGCAACUACUACCUUUGGGACCACCGCUUCUACGACAGGAUGAUGGUCGAGCAGGAGUACAGCAUCGACGAAAACGCCAUUGCCGAGUACUUCCCGCUCAAGUCGACUGUGGCAGGAAUGCUGCGCAUCUUCGAGGAAUUGUUCGGCCUUGUCUUCGUCGAGCUGACGCCCGAAGAUCGCAAGCGCAUCUCCCCUACCGGAAACGCUGAAGAUAUUGCUUGGCAUCAAGACGUUAUUAUCUUCAGUGUAUGGGAUGACGCAAGCGAAGGAGAUGGUUUUGUCGGUUAUCUCUACCUGGAUUUGCACCCGAGGCCGGGCAAGUACGGUCACGCAGCCAACUUCAGCCUGCAGCCGGGCUUUUUGAAAGCGGACGGCACAAGGCGCUAUCCGGCCACGGCGCUUGUCUGCAAUUUCAGUAAGCCUACUGAGAAGAAGCCCUCGCUUCUCAAGCACGACGAGGUCGUCACUCUCUUCCACGAACUGGGUCAUGGGAUCCACGACUUGGCUGGUCGGACUCGAUAUGCACGCUACCACGGCACAUCGACAGUGAGAGACUUUGUCGAGGCUCCCAGUCAGAUGCUAGAGAAUUGGUGCUGGACGCCCAGCCAGCUCAAGAGCCUGAGCAGCCACUAUGAGACAGGCAAUCCGAUCCCUGAUGACCUCAUUGAGAAGCUCAUCGCUACUAAACAUGUCAACGACGCUCUUUUCAACUUGCGGCAGCUGCACUUUGGUCUUUUCGACAUGACCGUGCACACGCCCAAGAGCCACUCCGAGCUGGAGCAACUGGAUGUCAGCAAGCUGUACAACGAACUGAGAGCUGAUAUCUCGAAGAUCAAGGGCCCAGAGGCUCUGGGUGAACCAAGCACUUGGGGUAAUGGGCAGGCCACUUUCGGGCAUCUCAUUGGCGGUUAUGAUGCGGGAUACUACGGUUACCUGUCCUCACAGGUGUACUCAACAGACAUGUUUUACACCGUCUUCAAGAGCAACCCCAUGGAUCCCGUCCAGGGCCGCCGUUAUCGACACACGGUGCUUGAGAAGGGAGGCUCGCAAGAUGAGAUGCUCACGCUUGAGCAGUUCCUGGGCCGCAAGCCCAGCUCUGAAGCGUUCUACAAGGACUUGGGGCUGACAAUGGAGGUGGUCUCGAAAUGA